Molecule: messenger RNA, 2107 nt
Organism: Gossypium raimondii (Peruvian cotton)
Lineage: Eukaryota; Viridiplantae; Streptophyta; Magnoliopsida; Malvales; Malvaceae
Product: protein NRT1/ PTR FAMILY 5.2
Exons: 4
Coding region: 143-1927 (594 amino acids)
Biological process (GO): transmembrane transport; dipeptide transport
Cellular component (GO): membrane
Molecular function (GO): tripeptide transmembrane transporter activity; dipeptide transmembrane transporter activity
Source: RefSeq, a predicted model, not a curated record
AUGUCUAUAAAAGGGGUGGAUAUACACAAACUCCCCCCAUUGCAAAAUGCAUGAGUAUCUAUAUAAAGGACUAAAAAGAAACCCAAACUAGUUCUUAUAAAUAUAUAUAUAUACAUAUAGAACCUUAGUUUGUUGUUCAUCAAUGGCGGUUGAAGAAGGAAUAGAUGAUUAUACACAAGAUGGAACUGUGGAUCUUAAAGGAAACCCAGUUCGUAGAUCCAAGAGAGGUGGAUGGACUGCUUGCUCCUUUGUUGUUGUGUAUGAAGUGUUUGAACGAAUGGCGUAUUAUGGAAUAUCGUCGAAUCUGGUGCUAUAUUUGACUAAGAAACUGCAUCAAGGCACAGUGAAAUCAGCGAACAAUGUGACCAAUUGGGUGGGCACCAUUUGGAUCACCCCAAUCUUGGGUGCCUAUGUUGCCGACGCUCAUCUUGGACGCUAUUGGACCUUUGUCUUUGCCUCUCUCAUUUACGUCACUGGAAUGUCAUUGCUGACAUUAUCAGUAUCAAUCCCUGGACUAAAACCACCACCUUGUCACCAAGCCAACAUAGACGAUUGCAAGAAGGCAUCAACAUUACAGUUAGCCACGUUUUUCGGUGCAUUAUAUACGUUAGCCAUCGGAACUGGUGGCACGAAGCCGAACAUUUCGACGAUUGGCGCCGACCAGUUUGAUGAUUUCCAUCCGAAAGAGAAGGCUAGCAAGCUAUCAUUCUUCAAUUGGUGGAUGUUCAGCAUCUUCUUUGGGACACUCUUUGCCAACACGGUCCUCGUAUACAUUCAAGACAAUGUCGGUUGGACCUUAGGGUACGGUUUACCCACGCUCGGGCUCGUGAUUUCUGUUAUGAUUUUCUUAGCUGGCACCCCGUUUUAUCGGCACCGGGUGCCCGCCGGGAGUCCGUUCACGAAGAUGGCUAUGGUCAUAGUGGCCGCCGCUAGGAAAUGGAGGGUGCCACUUCCUAUUGACCCUAAAGAACUACAUGAACUUGACUUGGAAGAGUAUGCUAGGAAUGGGAAGUUCAUGAUUGGUUCGACACCAACUUUGAGGUUUUUGAAUAAAGCUGCUGUGAAAACUGGGUCAACAGAUCCAUGGAUGCUAAGCGCAGUAACCCAAGUAGAGGAAACUAAACAAAUGUUAAGAAUGAUCCCAAUCUUGAUUGCCACAUUUGUGCCAAGUACCAUGAUUGCACAAAUCAAUACAUUAUUUAUAAAACAAGGCACCACCCUUGAUAGACAUAUAGGGAACUUUAAGAUUCCCCCGGCGAGUUUAGCCGGAUUCGUGACGAUUUCGAUGCUUGCUUGUGUCGUCCUCUAUGACCGCUUUUUCGUUCCGGUCAUCCGGAAAUGGACUAAUAAUCCGAGGGGCAUCACUCUACUUCAAAGGAUGGGGAUUGGCCUUGUUCUUCACUUCAUAAUCAUGGCGGUUGCUUCUUUAACCGAGAGGUAUAGGCUUAAUGUGGCUAAGCAACAUGGUUUAGUUGAAAAUGGAGGCCAACUUCCAUUAACCAUAUUCAUUCUACUUCCCCAAUUUGUGCUCAUGGGAACAGCUGAUGCAUUUCUAGAGGUGGCUAAGCUCGAGUUCUUCUACGAUCAAGCACCAGAAAGCAUGAAGAGCCUCGGUACUUCUUAUUCAUCAACAAGUCUAGGGAUCGGGAAUUUUCUCAGCAGUUUCCUUCUGUCAACAGUUUCUGAUAUCACUCAAGGGGACGGUCACCAAGGAUGGAUCCUGAACAACCUAAACAAGUCUCAUCUUGAUUACUACUAUGCAUUUUUCGCAGUACUCAACUUCUUGAACUUCAUUUUCUUCAUGGCAAUGAUCAGGUUCUAUGUCUACAAGGCCGAAGUUUCGGAAUCGAUGCACGUGCUUACGGAAGAACUGAAGGUGAUGAGAUUAAAAGCAUCAAAUCAAGAAGCAGCUAAAGGAAUAGCUUGAUGGAACAACGUUGAACAAUAUCACUUAUACUCUCCAUUGAAAUUCUAUGUGUUGAAGAACAAUUAAAAGGUUGCCUAAUGUUACAAAAGAAUUGAAAAUGAAGCAAAAGAAAAAUGCACAGUUGCUAUCUCUACCCCCCAAAAGAUCUUGUUAUAACAUUUAAGGUAACCGAAUUUGAUA